Microstroma glucosiphilum is the source of this 672-nucleotide messenger RNA. RefSeq lists its product as hypothetical. NCBI's taxonomy places the organism in Eukaryota, Fungi, Basidiomycota, Exobasidiomycetes, Microstromatales, Microstromataceae. The annotation marks the transcript as partial. The transcript has 2 exons. The record is from RefSeq and is a predicted model, not a curated record. Gene Ontology annotation, molecular function: transmembrane monodehydroascorbate reductase activity.
GUCGAUCGCCCUCUUUCUGACUCUGUUCCUCGCCUUGCUCUCUCUGCUUCUCCACAGUUGCUUGGACUCGGCUUCUUUCUCCUGAUAUGGUCCCUCGUGAUCAGCAAGAUGGGCUGGCCCCUGGCCUCCCUGCCUCUCUUCGGCUGGCACCCCCUUCUCCAGUCGCUCGGUCUUCUGCUUCUCAUCCAGUCCACGUCUGUUCUGCAGCCGACGACCGGCUCUCGCCCACAAGAGAAGGGAGCAGCAGCAAAGACACACCGAUGGAUCAAUACCACUGCAGCAAUCGUCUUCACCGUAGGGGCCAGUAUAAUGUGGUACCUCCACUCACCAAAUGGCCAUUUCAUUAGCUGGCAUGGCAUCUUUGGGACUGCCACGGUGGUAUGGAUGUGGACGCAGGCGGUAAUUGGAGCCGCCAGCGUCUGGAGCCUGGGGCAACGAUUGCUGGGAGGCGAGGAAAAGGCAAAGGCAAUCUGGAAGUGGCAUAGGUUGAGCGGGUACCUUCUCCUGCCCUUCUUCCUCGUAACCCUCUUCACUGGCGCCACUCAGACAUCAUGGUCCCAGCAGAACGCCUCGACGACCUACCGCGCCCUCAUCACAGUCGUCCUCAUUGGCGUCUUUGCUGCCGGCGCAGCGCGAGUGCAGUUCAGCAAGCUGCCCAAGCUCAUGGGCUAA